AUGCGGCUUACUCCAGAAACGAGCAUCCUCAGGUCCCCUCGUCCUUGUGUGGCUGUCUCCCCGGGGCCGGAUGUGCUCAUGAUCUCACGGAGACUGCGCCCACACCGCCUUCUUUACGCGCGACGCACGGCCAGCUCCAAAGUGCCCAUGUCCCGUAAUUAUCCUCCCGCGGUACAGAUGCUUUUUCCUCCACAGCGCUCUCUCCUCUCUCUCUCUCGUACCGUCCUGCUGCCGCUGCUGCUGCCCAGUAGUCAGCAUCCGGGUACCACUCCACCCUCCCGACCAUCCCUCCUCCCUUCCCCAGAAAAAGCAUCCACCCUUUUUUACCCGAGCGCACAAAAAGCAGGCGGGAUGUGA
This is a messenger RNA of Knipowitschia caucasica, 357 nucleotides long. The record is from the annotation of a GenBank genome assembly. Lineage: Eukaryota; Metazoa; Chordata; Actinopteri; Gobiiformes; Gobiidae.